CUAUAUAUCAGACUAACCCCUUGGUCGGUAACCAUAAAUCAUAUUCCGGUCUUCUCAAUAUUCUACCAUCUCCACUGCUUAAGCAUGCCUCCCUUUUUUUCUGUUUACAGGUUUGAUGAUCCCUUAACAUGUGCUGCUUUUCGGAGAUUUCAUGUAGUUGCUUUAACUGCAGCACUUGAAAACCAAACUUCCAGUGAACAACGAACCAUGAUUGGUGAGACGCUCUACCCUUUGGUGGAAUUACUCGAGCCAUUGUUUACACCAGAAAUCACAGGAAUGCUUCUUGAACUACCCCGAACCCAAAUCUUUCAGUGCAUAGAAUCACCAGAAGCUCUCAAAGAGAAGGUUAACGAGGCAAUUGUUAUUAUAAUGGACUGGUUUCCCAAACAGAUGAAUCUAGACGAGCUAGAAACUAUGGAGUUCCGAGCAGCCAUGAUCUUGUCUCAUCUUUGAUUUUAUUUUGUGGCUUUUAUUUAUGUUUCCGGUUGCAUUUUGA
Molecule: messenger RNA, 496 nt
Organism: Raphanus sativus (radish)
Lineage: Eukaryota; Viridiplantae; Streptophyta; Magnoliopsida; Brassicales; Brassicaceae
Product: maternally expressed PAB C-terminal protein-like
Exons: 2
Coding region: 85-453 (122 amino acids)
Biological process (GO): protein polyubiquitination; DNA damage response; regulation of double-strand break repair
Cellular component (GO): nucleus
Molecular function (GO): RNA binding
Source: RefSeq, a predicted model, not a curated record